This is a messenger RNA of Beauveria bassiana ARSEF 2860, 1053 nucleotides long. Its product is annotated as short chain dehydrogenase. Gene Ontology annotation, molecular function: oxidoreductase activity, acting on the CH-OH group of donors, NAD or NADP as acceptor. The transcript is spliced from 2 exons. Gene Ontology annotation, cellular component: cytoplasm. The record is from RefSeq and is a predicted model, not a curated record. Lineage: Eukaryota; Fungi; Ascomycota; Sordariomycetes; Hypocreales; Cordycipitaceae. Bases 1 to 1053 code for a protein of 350 amino acids.
AUGGCGUUGCCUGGCGGAGCUGAAAGUAAUUGGCCGAUGCAGACAGACAGAGCCGGUUCUCUGGAGAGCGUCACCCUUUCCGAGACAGCCUGUGGCAAAUUUCUUGGACGUAUACGCGGAAGCGCUGAAAACACCUCGUCCAUGUACAUUAUGACCUGCAUCAACUUUGCUUUUGCAAAACUCCUCCUAUACAAAGGCUGCAAUGUCGUUAUUGCCGACAUUAAACUGCGACCAGAGGCUGAGGCUCUGCUGAGCGAGUAUAGCAGCAGCAGCAGCAGCAGCAGCAGCAGCUCCGACGGAGCGCCGCGCGCCGUCUUUGUCAAGACGGACGUUUCCGCGUGGGAGGAUCUGCGCAACAUGCUCGACAAGGCCGUCUCCGAGUUUGGAAGCUUUGACAUAUUGUGCCCCGGCGCGGGCGUCUUUGAGCCUCCCACGUCCAACUUUUGGCACCCGCCCGGCUCCGGCCCGAGCCGCGACUUUGUAGACGCCAACCACUACACGGCGCUGGACAUUAACCUCACGCACCCGAUCCGCGCGACGCAGCUGGCCCUCCAGCACUGGCUGAAGCCGGAGAAUGCAGGCCGACAGACGCCUGAUUUUCCCAAGCGCGUGGUCAACGUUGCGUCCAUUGCCGGCUACACGCCCCUCUUUCACUGCCCGCUGUACGCGGCGGCCAAGUAUGGCGUGGUGGGCUUCACGCGCUCCCUGGCGCACCUGGAGGCCGUGGCGGGCAUCCGCGUGAGCGCGAUAGCGCCCGGCGCUGUGAGCACGCCCAUGAUCCACGAGCAUCCGGAGGAACUCGUCGAUGCCGACAAGCACGCGCUCAUCAGCCCGCAAGAGGUGGCCGAGGCCAUGCUGUCGCUGGUCGAGUCCGAGGACUACCCCGGCGGCACCGUUUUGGAAGUCGGCGUCGCGUAUACCAGGACGGUGUCGGUGUAUAAUGAUCCAGGCCCGACUCAGGAACUGCGCCAGGGAACGACAUUGUCCGGGAUGAAAAAUAUUGCAGAGACUAUUGCAAAGACGCUGCAAGACGGGACAUGGCAGAACAAGUAG